GGAACCGUCUCCUCUGCUGCGCUCCCUGACCUUCUUGUCUCCUCUAGCACCAUCUAAGCGGGCGGGCCGGGCACGACCACUGUCAUCAUCAUGGCACCCAGGAAAUUCUUCGUAGGCGGGAAUUGGAAAAUGAAUGGCGACAAGAAGAGCCUCGGGGAGCUCAUCCAGACCCUCAACGGUGCUAAGAUCCCCGCAGACACCGAGGUUGUUUGUGGUGCCCCCUCCAUCUACCUCGAGUUUGCCCGCCAGAAGCUUGAUGCCAAGAUUGGUGUGGCAGCACAGAAUUGUUACAAGGUGCCUAAGGGUGCUUUCACAGGAGAAAUCAGCCCAGCCAUGAUAAAGGAUGUUGGAGUCACCUGGGUGAUCUUGGGACACUCUGAGAGGAGGCAUGUCUUUGGCGAAUCAGAUGAGCUCACUGGGCAGAAGGUGGCCCAUGCCUUAGCGGAGGGUCUUAGUGUCAUCGCCUGCAUUGGAGAGAAACUGGAUGAGCGAGAGGCUGGCAUCACAGAGAAGGUGGUGUUUGCACAGACCAAGGCUAUUGCUGAUAAUGUGAAAGACUGGAGCAAAGUGGUUCUUGCCUACGAGCCAGUUUGGGCUAUCGGAACUGGUAAAACUGCAACUCCACAGCAGGCCCAGGAAGUCCAUGAGAAGCUGAGGGGAUGGCUGAAGAGCAAUGUGUCAGAUGCUGUUGCACAGUCAACUCGCAUCCUCUAUGGAGGUUCAGUCACUGGUGGCAACUGCAAGGAACUGGCCUCCCAGCACGACGUGGAUGGCUUCCUCGUUGGUGGGGCCUCCCUCAAGCCUGAAUUUGUAGACAUCAUCAACGCAAAACACUGAAACCCAAUCUGUGGAGUCUAGAAAAAAGGUGGUGGCGGGGAGGCAUCAUGGACAGGAAACAAAUACUGUAAAAAAUAAAAAAUGUGCCCACCCUU
Messenger RNA from Hemicordylus capensis (graceful crag lizard), 932 nucleotides. It is a transcript of the gene TPI1, whose product is annotated as triosephosphate isomerase 1. Lineage: Eukaryota; Metazoa; Chordata; Lepidosauria; Squamata; Cordylidae. Bases 91 to 837 code for a protein of 248 amino acids. Gene Ontology annotation, molecular function: triose-phosphate isomerase activity. Gene Ontology annotation, cellular component: cytosol. Gene Ontology annotation, biological process: glycolytic process; glycerol catabolic process; glyceraldehyde-3-phosphate biosynthetic process. The record is from RefSeq and is a predicted model, not a curated record. The transcript has 7 exons.